Messenger RNA from Haemonchus placei, 483 nucleotides. The record is from the annotation of a GenBank genome assembly. NCBI's taxonomy places the organism in Eukaryota, Metazoa, Nematoda, Chromadorea, Rhabditida, Trichostrongylidae.
AUGGCCAAGGUCACCAGAACAUUGGAACAAGGAGUAUGGUCGAUAAAGCUUGGAACAGAAAGUGUAAUUGGAAGGCCUUAUGACAUACACUGUUGGUGCAAGGUGGAUGUCUGUACUUUGGCCACAGAAUCGUUAUUCCCAAGUCACUUCGUGGUGCCGUACAAAGUUACUUCUUGGACAUCAGAUUGGAACAGCCUUGACGCUGCUGAAGGAAACAAUAAUAAUGGAAAGGGAUCACACAACACAAGGAUGGAAAGACAGUACAAUCUUCACCAUGGAGUACGUGUAAAAUCGCACCAUAUUGAAGAUCCAGUUUGUAUUCGGAACUAUCGUCGUGGACAGCAAAAGUGGAUUCCUGCCCAGGUGAAAAAUCGUUAUGGACGGGUAUUGUACGACGUUUUGACGGAAGACGAGCAAUUUUGGAGAAGACACAUCAACCAAAUGCGAACCAGAUCGCAACGAAGUGCCACCGAUCAAGCAUGA